UCGUAUGUAUUCAAUGUAAAAAUGUAAUAGACAUAUUUUUUCCCUCGCAAUUGUGGAGUGUAUAUUUCUAACCGCAUCGUUGGUGGGCAAACUACACGAGUAUUUGAGUUUCCUUGGAUGGCGAUAUUACAAAAUAAAGAUAGCGAUUAUUUAUGUCCAGGGACGCUAAUCAACAAGCGUUAUAUACUCACUGUUGCCCACUGUAUAAGGAAUGAUCUACCGAAAAAAGUACUAUUGGGCGAGCAUACAAUUGGCCAGGCUACGGAUUGUAAUGAAAACGAGGAUUGUGCUCCACCUGUACGACAGUAUAGAAUUGAGUGUAUCACAACACACCCAGAUUUCGCAAUAAGGAAACAGCAACAUGAUAUUGCAUUAAUUCGUUUAAGUGAGGAAGUUACGUUCGAUGAUCACAUUCAACCAAUUUGUCUGCCGUACACAGCGGAUCUCAGGCGCCAUGAACCUUCGCGAUUCAUCAUCACUGGAUGGGGUAGAACGGGUGCUUUUGAAGAUUCAUCACACACUCUGCUAAAGGCGACCAUUUUCCCAGCAAAUCGGACUCUGUGCCAACAGUGGCUGAGUGGUUCUCCAAAGGGUUUCGCCUUGAAUGAUGGGCAAAUAUGCGCGGGAGGAAGAGAGCCGAACCUAGCAAACACUUGUGCUGGAGAUGGCGGCGGACCGUUGGGAUACGGAGCCCAACUCUACGGAACUCGUUUCGUACAGUUUGGUAUCUCUUCGCUUAGAGUAGCGUGCGGUACAACAGCUCCCGCUAUUUAUACAAAUAUUUCCUAUUAUAUGGAUUGGAUUUCGGCGAAUUUGAAACCAUGAGAUUUAUAAAGCAUUGCGCGUAUUCAACAAGAAUUCAACUAGAUAAGUUAGUAUAGAUCGUAGAGAUCGGUGGCGUAGCUACCUUUAGCAUGUCUGCUAAAGAUAGCUUGGGCGUCCCUGAAUAUCACGUUUCAGUUUUUCCUCGCGUUGUUUAAAACAGCCAACUUCAUAUGCCAGCAGUUCCGCACAAUUUAAACUCAAAUCAGAGACAACUCCGUUAAUUUCAACCCGCUUAACUGGUAAAUAUAUAUAUGUUCUGUACUCCUUCAUAGGCCCGUAGUCAGCAAUAUUAUCUACCUGCUUGAAACUAUUUACCACCACCCAAAGCUUAGCAGAGCGUAUUUUCGAUAUUCAUGUCGCCGAUGGAUAUCGUUCCGCCAGAACUCUGGAAAUAUGUAGUAGAUUCAAACACUUUCUGUGUUUGGCCCGGAAAAAGAUCACGAAAGGCCCGGUUGAGAAGGAUGGGUACAAUUUCGGUUGGGGAUUCGUUUUUAUUUCAAUAACCAUUUUCGGGGGAAGUAAGUUUUGUGUCAAUACAUGCUAGUAGGAGAACAAAGAGAGGGAAUGGUAAUAGCGGUACUUAUCUUUAUUUUCUUUCAACUUACAAGAUGAGAAACACUGCCACGCACACACAUAAAAGAAGAAAAAAUUUCAAAACCUCGACGAGGGGGACAACGGUUGAAAUACGCUUGAAAGCGGAUUAGUAAACUUUGCUUUAUAGCGCUACACUGCAGGGAUUGGAAAACACGUCUACACGCUCUAAGUAUCACCGAAUGAAUGAACCCCGGUUGUUAUUCGCUUCUUCGUGAAAAGAACCAUUGAACUUUUGUCUGCGUUAACUGAUAAUUUAACUAGUCGACAACGCUGUUCGAUAGCUCUUAAUGCUUGUUGCAUCAAGUCAAUGCAAAGCCCAGUAAAUAGUAUUUUAUAAUCGUCUGUAAACCGGUAGCUUGGAAAUCCUAGCUCAUUAAGCUUUCUCAACAAACCGUCGGAAAACAGGUUCAAUAGUAAAGGUGACAGAACGCCACUCUGAAGACAUCUGCAAAUACUCAACUUCCUUAUAUCUGCCUAUUUCAGCGACGCGCAAAGGAUGCGGUUAAUAAGCAUUGCGUUUACGCAACCCGCGAUAUGACUGUGCGUCGCUGCUAAAAUAGACUGGAAGAACAAAUUGUUAAAAACACCCUCAAUAUCUAGGAACACACCGAAGCUAGAUUCAACUUUUCGCUCCUGGAUGGAGCCGGUAGCACGAACAAACAAUCGAGCGUAGUUGCUGCACUGUUUUUGCCAUGGCCGCUUCAAAUUAACUAAUGUCAAUAUUUUUAUUUUAUUUUUUAUACAACGGACCCCAUAGAAAAUUUGACAGUUUUGAAGGUCAUAGGUCGAGAGCUGACUAUUCAAUACUCGACUAUAGCUCAGAUCACACGUGUACAGGCAAACAAGAUACGUAUUUUAGUGAAUGACCUCGACCAAGCAAAUAAGAUUGCUUACUGUGAGUGCUUUGCGCGGGAGUUUGAAGCAAACGUAUCAGCAAUGGCCGUAGAAAUUGACGGGGUUUUAUCCGAAUCGGGCCUGAAGUGUGGAGAACUGUUGGAGCACGUUGUUGGCUGCUUUAAGGACCCCUCACUUUAACAGGUUAAGAUCUUGGACUGCAAGCAGUUGUAUACCGCAAAUACUUAGGGGGGGUUGUAGACUGCUUAUUUUUUAUCAGGCUCGCUUCGAGUGACCUUCGCUGGGUAUUCUCUUCCCAACCAUAUCCCCCUUGACACAGUUCGUCGGGAAAUGCAGUGCAGAGAAAAAGAAGGACUCUUGCAGCAAAAAUAAUGAAAAGAUGCGCAGGCCUUCCGCAUAUCAUCCACGUAUGCAGACAUGCUAAAAAUGUUUCGAUAUCUGAUCUUUCCGAAAAUUCCUAUGCUCUUUUAGUUCGUGUUGAGCAA
Messenger RNA from Topomyia yanbarensis, 2759 nucleotides. Its product is annotated as serine protease grass-like. Gene Ontology annotation, biological process: proteolysis. The record is from RefSeq and is a predicted model, not a curated record. Gene Ontology annotation, molecular function: serine-type endopeptidase activity. Bases 118 to 825 code for a protein of 235 amino acids. NCBI's taxonomy places the organism in Eukaryota, Metazoa, Arthropoda, Insecta, Diptera, Culicidae. The transcript has 3 exons.